Messenger RNA from Panicum hallii, 3225 nucleotides. RefSeq names its product putative leucine-rich repeat receptor-like protein kinase At2g19210. Gene Ontology annotation, biological process: protein phosphorylation. The transcript is spliced from 13 exons. NCBI's taxonomy places the organism in Eukaryota, Viridiplantae, Streptophyta, Magnoliopsida, Poales, Poaceae. The coding region runs from base 260 to 3073 and encodes 937 amino acids. Gene Ontology annotation, molecular function: protein binding; protein kinase activity; ATP binding. The record is from RefSeq and is a predicted model, not a curated record.
GGUGAGAUUUCCACAGCUAUUAAUUCCUUCAAGGAAAAAAACGACAUCCACGUAUGCCGUUAACGCCAACCGCAGAUUCGGUGCAAGGCUUUUUAGCCGAACCACCAAAGGGGUGGGAGAACUACCGGUAGCUGAUCCUUUGUUGGUAUGAUCCGUAUAUAUUGAGCUGGCUAGUUACUCCAGCAUAGAUACUAGCUAGUAGAAACCCUAUCUACGUAUAAGAGAAGCUCCAGCAGUAGAACACCGGCCAGUGGUGGCAAUGGGGCAAUCGAAGCCGAGAGCGGCAGCGGCAAGGCCUUAUUGGCUGUUACUUCUUUGCCUCGCCCAAGCUGCCAUCGCCGGCGUCAUGCAAGCUCGUGCCCAGCCCGAUAGCAACGGAUUCAUCAGCAUCGACUGUGGCCUCCCGGGGACGACGGCCUAUGUGGACAACACCACCAAGCUGGCGUACGCCCCGGACGCCGCCUUCACCGACGCCGGCGAGAACCGCAACAUCUCGGCCGAGUACAUCACCCCGGGGCUCGCAAGGGGCUACCACAACGUGCGCAGCUUCCCCGACGGCGCGCGCAACUGCUACACCCUCCGGUCCCUCACGGCCGGGAACAAGUACCUGCUCCGUGCGGGCUUCAUGUACGGCAACUACGACGGCCUCGACAGGCCGCCUGUCUUUGACCUCCACAUCGGGGUCAAUUUCUGGACGACGGUGAUCGUCUCGAGCUCCGACACUGCACCGUGGCAGUCGGAGGCCAUCGUCGUGGUGCCGGACAACUUCGUGCAGGUCUGCCUGAUAAACACGGAUUCCGGGACGCCGUUCAUCUCCGGGCUGAGCCUGAGGCCUCUCAAGAUCUCUCUCUAUCCGCAAGUGAAUGCGAUGCAGGGGCUCGUCCUGCUCACCAGGCACAACUUUGGCGAGGCUGGAGACAUCGUCGUCCGGUACCCUCACGAUCCAUACGACAGAAUAUGGUUCCCUUGGUUCGACGCCACCAUGUGGGGCCGGCUAUCAACGACGCAGGAUGUGCGGAUUGAUGACACAUUCGAGGCGCCGUCGAAGGUGAUGCAGACGGCCAUCACGCCUCGUGACGCCUCCAUGAACAUCGAGUUUUCCUGGGACUACACCUGGCAGCCCAAGGGCCGGCCGUCGCUGGGGUACAUCCCUAUCAUGUACUUCUCCGAGCCGGUGCCCCUAGCCGGCAACGCCGUGCGCCAGUUCUACAUUAACAUUGACGGCGAGCUGUGGUACAAGGAAGGUUUCACGCCAAAAUAUCUCUACAGCGUCGCCGUCUACAACACGGGCCCCUAUGGAGGCAGCAUCCGGUACAACGUCUCCAUCAACGCCACCGCCAACUCAACGUUGCCGCCGAUCAUCAACGCCGUCGAGCUUUUCACCCUCAUCUCCUCCGCCAACGUUGGCACGGACUCGCAGGACGCAGUAUCCGCCAUCACGACGAUCAAGACGAAAUAUCUUGUGAAGAAAAAUUGGAUGGGUGACCCGUGCGUUCCGAGGACUUAUGGCUGGGAUGGGUUAACAUGCAGCUAUGCCAUUUCCGAUCCUGCAAGAAUUACCGGCGUAAACAUGUCCUUCAGCGGUCUGAACGGCGGUAUAUCGUCUGUUUUUGCAAAUCUCAAGGCUGUCCAAUAUGUGGAUCUGUCGCACAACAACCUGACAGGCUCAAUUCCUGACGCCCUGUCGCAAUUACCUUCACUAACAGUGCUGGACUUGACGGGGAACCAGCUCAGCGGAUCAAUCCCCCCCGGACUUCUCCAAAGAAUCCAAGAUGGCUCCUUAAAUCUAAUAUAUGCCGAUAAUCCAAACCUCUGCACGGACAGCAAUACAUGCCAAACAGAGAAAGGAAAGAGCAUGCUAGCCAUCUACAUCGCUGUUCCUAUGGCUCUGGCUGUGGUGAUAGUACUACUAUUUUGCUUGCUGCUGCGGCGAAAAAAGCGAGAUCUGCCGAUGCAUUCAGAGUCGAUGAACACCUUUGUGAGGCGUCGGAGCGAGACUUCGACGAGCCUUGCUCCAACAAGAGACGAGCACAUACAUGACUCCCUGCAUCUUGAGAACCGCCGGUUCACGUACAAGGACCUGGAGAGGAUCACGAACAACUUCCAGCGAGUGAUCGGCCGGGGCGGCUUCGGAUACGUCUAUGAGGGCUUCUUGGAGGAUGGCACUCAGGUGGCGGUGAAGCUGCGGUCUCAGUCGUCCAAUCAGGGUGCCAAGGAGUUCCUCACGGAGGCACAGAUCUUAACACGGGUUCAUCACAAGAAUCUCGUCUCCAUGAUCGGUUACUGCAAUGAUGGGAAGUACAUGGCACUUGUCUACGAGUACAUGUCAGAAGGCACCUUGCAGGAGCACAUUGCAGGAAAAUCCUUAACUUGGAGACAGAGGCUCCGAAUCGCACUGGAAUCAGCGCAAGGGCUGGAGUAUCUGCACAAGGGUUGCAACCCACCUCUCAUUCACAGGGAUGUAAAAACAACCAACAUCCUACUGAACGCGAAACUGGAGGCUAAGGUCGCCGAUUUUGGCUUGUCAAGAGCUUUCAAUCACGACGUCUCUACUCACAUAUCCACGAACACGCUUGUUGGCACGCCCGGAUAUGUCGACCCAGAGUAUCAGGCAACAAUGCAGCCGACCACAAAGAGCGAUGUGUACAGCUUCAGCGUGGUGCUGCUAGAGCUUAUCACAGGGAAGCUCCCCAUCCUGCACAACCCUCAGCCGACCAGCGUCAUCCAGUGGACACGGCAGCACCUGGCACGAGGCGACAUCGAGGGCGUCUUGGAUGUUUGCAUGGGGGGCGACCACGACGUCAACAGUGCGUGGAAGGCCAUCGAGGUCGCGCUCCAGGGCACCGCGCAGGCGUCGACUCAGCGCCCCACUAUGACCGACGUGGUGGCGCAGCUGCAGGAGUGCCUCGCCCUUGAGGAGGGCUGCACAGGGGGCAACACGGAAGGUAGCGGCGACCCGAGGUUCGGUUACAGUGUUCACGUUGCUGAUCGAUCCACUGAUGCCAGCCAGGGCAGCAGUGCGUUUGAAGUGGAUCAUAGCUUUGGGAUGGGCGUAGGUCCUGCCGCAAGAUAAAUGCUUAGUUGAUGUUGUUCCACCAAAGCAUAUUGCAAUAUUCCUACAUUUAAUGAGGGAUUUUUUUAUUCCAGUAUGUAAUUUACUCCCUCCAUUAAAAGUCUUUAAUUUACUCCCUCCAUUCAUGAAUGUAACAUACAUUUCAACACAUG